AUGGACUGGGAUAGCCUCUGCUUUAAUACCGCGACCUUCAUCGCCGGCAUCUUUGUCCUUGACUAUGGUGCGGAUAAAUUCGUGGACCACACUGUUGUCGUGGGGCAGCGUGUGGGCAUCUCGCCGACCCUCAUUGCUCUUUUGACGGCUGGAGCAGAAUAUGAAGAGCUCGCUGUUGUGGUUGCCGCAAUCCUGCAACACCGUGCACCCCUUGCCCUGGGCAAUGUGAUCGGUUCCACCAUCUCCAACAUCCUCGGCGCCUUCUCCCUCGGUCUUCUGUGCCAUCCAGGCCGAAUGGAGUUCGACUGGACUGCAAAGAUGUACUCCGCUUUGCUUCUUGCUGUCACUACAUUGGUUGUGGGUUUGGCCUUUUUUGACCAGCUAAAUCAGCCUACAGGCGGAGUCCUCAUAGCCAUAUUUGCCCUGUACUUGAUCUCCAUCGGGUACGCCAUUUAUAGAGGCAUAGCGGAGCCACCUCAGAUGUCGGACAGCGACAGCGAAGACGAUGUACCCGCCAGUCGUAGCCAUCAGAUGCCCUCAGAGGAGGAUCCGCUGCUAUCGACGCCCAACUCGCCAUCUCCAGAGGAUGGCAGAAACAUAUCACGACCACUCUACUACCAUCUAUUCCAGCUUCUCUUCGGCCUAUUUGCGCUAUCUUUAUCUGGAUAUAUCCUUGCCCACAGUGCCGGCACAAUCGCUGAUUCCCUCCACCUGUCAGGCACCGUAUUCGGCUUGACAAUUAUUGCCUUUGCCACGACCCUCCCAGAGAAGUUCAUUUCCGUGCUCAGUGGUUUUCGUGGACAAGGAGGCAUUGUCGUUGCAGCAACUGCAGGCAGCAACAUAUUCCUCCUAACGCUGUGCAUCGGCAUUGUUGCUGCCUCCGGAGGGGCUGUCGAUCAGGCAGAUGCAUUUGUUCUUUUUGACCUGGUAACAGUCUGGAUGUCGGCGUUCUUUCUUGCUGUGGUUGUAUUUCUAAGACCGCCAAGUCGGAUUUCUGGUUUAGUAUUGCUUGCUGCGUACUUGGUGUUUUUGGUCCUCGAGUUCUCGCUGUAUAAAAAAAGGUUAUAA
Molecule: messenger RNA, 1068 nt
Organism: Aspergillus puulaauensis
Lineage: Eukaryota; Fungi; Ascomycota; Eurotiomycetes; Eurotiales; Aspergillaceae
Product: sodium:calcium antiporter
Exons: 2
Coding region: 1-1068 (355 amino acids)
Biological process (GO): intracellular calcium ion homeostasis; calcium ion transmembrane transport
Cellular component (GO): membrane
Molecular function (GO): calcium, potassium:sodium antiporter activity; calcium channel activity
Source: RefSeq, a predicted model, not a curated record